CAGAAAUUGGCGGAGAAGCAGCGAUGAAGUGCCUUUAACGACGGGAGAAAUGGAAGCUGCAGAGAUUGAUGAUAUUUUAGAUGACUGGUUCAUUGAGUCUCUGAAAUCAUCUCCUGCGGAUCUUCAUGACUGACGUUCUUCAGCCAUCUAAAUCAGCUGUGUGGAACCAGGGGCACAUCCAAAACAGAUAUAAAGACCUUCAUGUGUAUCAGCUGGAACAUCCCACUCAGGUCCUCGAGUGGACGUCCAGAAAGACCGUGUGUGUUGCUGGCUACAGCUCAUCUAGAAAUGAAAUGUUGGAGCUCCGUUUGCCGCUGAAGCUUUUAGCCGAUGAAAACAAGGGUCUCUGUGCAGAGAGGGAUUUCAAAGUUGUCCAUGGUGGUUUCUCAGAAGGCCCAGUUCGCUGCCUCAGACACAUUCCAGGAACCAGGUGUGUGGUGACCAAUGACGGGCAGAGCUCCGACCUGCAGCUCUGGGACUUCGGAGGAGACGACUGUGAUGUGAUCAGGAGAACAGGAAGUAUCCAGGGAAGGAGUGUUUCACACACCGGCAGCAGGAUCGCAGCUCGACGCUCGACACCACCUCAGGUCCUUCAUGGAGCUCAAAGCAGCAACGUACAGCUGACCCAUCUGGGCACAGGGGAGACUCUCUAUAAACUCGAGGCUGACUCAGAAGAUCCUCUUAGUUGCUUAACGUUUGUUGGAGACACAGUGUUCCUCGCCAGCUGCUGUAACGGGAGCUUUUACAUCGCAGACACUCGGACAUCUGCUGCUCCUCAGGUUUCACCUGCACCUUCAGGUGAAUCGGUUCUCUGGUGGACAGACGCCUCUGCAGCUCCACAGCAGGCUUGCUGUAAGGUCGUCCGACUCUCCUCCUCGGGUCAGGCGCUUGUUUCGGACCUGAGGAAUCUAGGAGGAACUGUGUGUAAGGCUCAGCUAGGCAUCCAGACACCUCCCUGCAAACUGGAGGAUGUCACAGUGUUGUGGGCUCCAGCGCUUGACGGCUGCUUCUCAGUGUCGGGUUUCAGUGGACUUGUUCAGAUUUAUGACACCAGUGGAUGGGGGACGGAGCUGCAGGACACUGAGCCGCUGUUUCAGCACGGUGGUCAUGCGGUUUCCUCGCAGCACACCGAUGACUCCGUCCCCACCGCCAUCACCUCCCACAUCUGGCAUCCGGAGCGUCCGAGGACGCUGCUGUCUGCGGCUUCAGACGGAUCCAUCCACGUCUGGGACUGGGUGGAACCAGAAAGAAACUGAGAUUACUGGAAGAGGAAGACAAAGAUUUGGGAGAUGAACUGGUGCUCCACGACGAGGAGACUAUCUUACAAGCAUCACUUUACCUUCUAUGGUUUUAAUAAUUUAGAGACUGAAAAAGAAACAAGGCGCUGGACUAACAAGCAUCAUCUUUCACAUAAUAAAUGACAUUUAAGUACCAUCAGGAUUUGCUUGCAUGGCUCACAGGAGUUCAGACUUCUGAAACUAAAAAGAGCUUCAAUGCAACUACAGGCCUCUGUAUCAUAUAAUAUUUGAUCUUUAUUGUUCAGCAUUGAAACUGCAUGGAUCCAUUCAAAGACAAAAAACAACAGGUCUCUUUAUUAUUAUUAUUAUAUAAAUUAUAGCACAAAAAUGACCCUAAAGAAUUUACAAUGUACCCUUAAAGUUGUCAUAUUAAAUAACAUGCUUUAAUGUACUGGAAUAUUAUUAAAUCUACAAACGCAAAUUAGUACCUGAAAUUGAACCUGACUGAAAAUUCUCAGCCAUACGGGUCUUGGCUUAACUCGAAGGCAACCACACAGCAGCUCCUAACUCCAGGUUGCUCAACUGCGAGCCUCCAGAAAUGACAAAGACUCCUGGAUAGGAGUCAAAACGUUUUCAGAAGAACUGAACAAAAGUCCGCUCACCUUUGAGUUAGGCCUGUUGUUCCUGAAACUGAAGGAAAGUUCAAUAUGGCACAACUGCAAACCUACCAGACAUGGAGGUCCGCCUAAAUCACAGGUUCAAACUCAAGCCCAAGAGGGCUGGUGUCCUGCAACGUUUCGAUAUGUCUCUCUGUCAACACACCUGAAUACACAUAAUUAGGUCAUUAACAGUACUCUGAUGAACAUGAGUACAUAAGGUGGUAAUUCAGUCAUUUGAUUCAAGUGUGGUAGAUUUGGGAUAUCAAAAUGCUGCAGGAGACACCGACCCUCGGGGGGUUGAGUUUGACACCCUUGACCUAAACUGACAGGCUGGGCAAGAAGAGCAUUAAUCACAGAAGCAGCCAAGAGGCCAAUGUUAACUCUGGAGGAGUUGCAGAGAUUCACAGCUCAUGUUGGAAGAUUUCUCCAACUGAUGGUCAUGCACUCUACAAAUCUGACCCUUGUAGAAGACAGGAAAGAGAAAAGCCAGAGGAAGUCCCAUUUAAACUUGGCUACAAGUUAUGUAGAAGCAAACGUUUUACGCCGACAUGGAAAAUACUCUGAAGAAAAACUAACCUGCACAUUACCACCAUCGCCACAGUGACACCUGGUGGUGGCAAGAUCAUGCUCUGAGGAUGCUUUAACAUGCUUGUUCCAAUACUUAUUUGCAUGAUGACUGAAAGACCUUGGAUCACACAGUUAACUGCACCUGCUAAAGGAUAACAGGCUACAUGAUUGGUCAAACCAACUAAAGCCAACUGAACACAGCAAAUUCUUACAUGGGAAACAGUUUAAACAGUACACAAACUGACCAGUUGGUCAGAGUUUCAUCUCUAGAGAUGAAUAUGUUUGCAAGAUGCUAUUAAUGUUUUUAUGUACUUUGUAGGAGGGACAAAAAAUUAUGUUUCUCUUCCCAUCCCCAUUAUCAUUUUUUUUAUUUAAGCAGCAGCUGCAGUUUUCAAUUUCAGAAACUGUCACAAUAUUCAGUAAAAUGCUUUCCUGGUGCGUUUGAAGCUAAUGAAAGCGAAGGAAGGGCCCUGUCCUGCAGACCGACGGGAUCUGUAGCGUAAAUCACUGCUCGAGCUGCCAGAAUCUCAGACAUUUAAUUAUUUUUUUAUGGUUGAUUUUCUUAUUUAACAAUCAUCCAGACAGUAAAGCAACAUUUAAAACCACAAUGAGAAGGAAGGCAUUUAGAGAACUGUCUCCUACACUUCCUGUUGUCACUGUAGUCGCAGUAAUUACCUUCAAAAGAUGUUAGAAAAUCUAUUUUUGAAUUUAUGUAAAAAACCUGUAUUGGUCAAACUCUUAUAAAAACAGUAAUUUUAUUAACAAAAAAAAAAAAGGAAUGCUAAAAAGCCUGGAGUAAUUUUGUUUUUAAAUUAUUUUCUGUUGGAUCAAACCAACCAGAGUCAGAUAUUUUAAAAGUUUUUUGGAUUAAAACGUUUUAA
Girardinichthys multiradiatus is the source of this 3345-nucleotide messenger RNA. It is a transcript of the gene wdr73, whose product is annotated as WD repeat domain 73. The coding region runs from base 126 to 1256 and encodes 376 amino acids. The transcript is spliced from 10 exons. Gene Ontology annotation, cellular component: spindle pole; cytosol. Gene Ontology annotation, biological process: cytoplasmic microtubule organization. NCBI's taxonomy places the organism in Eukaryota, Metazoa, Chordata, Actinopteri, Cyprinodontiformes, Goodeidae. Gene Ontology annotation, molecular function: protein binding. The record is from RefSeq and is a predicted model, not a curated record.